GACAGACAGAUAUUGAUUGAUUCCCCCAUCUCUUCCAGACCCGCCCCUUCAACUUUCUGUUUCAAUUCACCCUCGCGCGCACACGCACAACACACGCAGACACACUGCGCUCAGCAGGGCUGGCACGGACUGUCGGCCGUCUUUACGCGUGACGCGUGAAACAAUGCGGACUAUCUGCUGGUGACUUGUGGAGAAUGUUUUCUUGCCGCACAGCGAUAAAGAGCUCGGCGCCUACAGUCCCGGUUGUGACCGUGAAGGCUGCUAUAUUACCCUCCACCUGAGCCUCUGAACUUUCAGGAGAAGCACGAACUUCGGGGAAACUCGGCCCCAGUGCGGGACGCGGUGAGAAUCAGUGAGUCCAACAAGUGUCUGCGGACUGCAGGACAUGAAAGCCUAAAGAAGUUACUGCAGGAAAAGUUGGCUCUGAAAACUAUUUAUUCUUCCAUCCUGGGGCUUUUUGAAUUGAAUCAUCCGGUCUUAAAAGUCACCGCAGAGUGAAUUAUUAACUUUUUUUUUACUUUUUUUUUUUUUCUUUUUUACCGUGACUAUGUAUGGACCGCUGCUUCUCCAGAUGUCGAUGGUUUUAUUUUUAGGGACCGUCAGUGAAGUGGCGGUGGCUCAGGUCUCCUCAGCCAGAGUGAUGAGAGGAAACUUCAGGCGAGACGAUAUGUACCGCAAAGAGGAAAACAUCACGGUAACACCACUGGGCGGAGUCAUCCUGAGCCCACGCUACCCCAACUAUUACCCCCGCAACCUGCUGUUGUCAUGGAAACUGCUGUCACCACCAGGAAGCCGCAUUCACCUGGAGUUUGACGGACACUUCGGCCUGGAGGAGGCUGAUAAUGGCGUGUGCAGGUAUGACUUUGUUGAAGUGGAGGACCAAUCAGAGACAAGCACCAUCAUUUGGGGUCGAUGGUGCGGGCAGAAAUCGCCUCCCAGCCUCAACUCCAAAAGCAACGCACUUAGAGUCAUCUUCAAGUCUGAUGAUUACUUUGUGGCAAAGCCAGGAUUCAAAAUCUACUACACACUUCUGGUUGAUGCCCCGCUGCCUGCAGCCAAAAACAACUGGGAAGCCGUCACCGCACUCAUGUCGGACAGCAUUGGAGGGCAGAUGCAGGCCCCCGUCACGGCAGUUCCUUUAUCGCUGGAUGAUCUGGACCAGACCAUCGCUGCUUUUGACACUGUGGAGCAGCUCCUGAGAUCCUUCAACCCAGACACGUGGAGACAGGAGCUGGACAGCAUCUACACUCAAACACACUUACAUUACAUAUCCAGGGCCUACCACCUGGCCAGCAGGCACAACAAAGUCGACCUGGACCGACUCUACGAUGACGUCAAGCGGUACAGCUGCACUCCCCGCAACUACUCCGUCAACCUGCGAGAGGAGCUGAGGACAACCAACACCGUCUUUUUCCCUCGAUGUCUGCUGGUCAAACGCUGCGGAGGGAACUGCGGCUGUGGAACCGAUAAUUGGAACAAUGGCUGCACGUGUCAGGCCUCGAAGACGGUGACGAAAUUACACGAGGUGCUCAAGUACGCCCCGGAGGUCGCCGCGCAUCGCUACCAUCGCAAGCCGCGGGUGCGUUGGGUCAUAGACGAGAUAUUCCUCGUGCACCACGAAACGUGCGAGUGCUCGUGUCCAUCUCAGCCUCCCCGCUGAAACACCCCAGAGCUUCAGGGGCAUCUGGAACUGUGGGGUUCCUAUUUUGCAGAAAAGACUUCCUAAUAUAACAGCAUGGCAGAGACGUUACCAAAAAAAAAAAAGCAGCUCAGAAAGAGUCAUCCUAAUUUCUGCAAAGACCGACUUCAUAAAUGGCUUUUCCCAACUCGGACUUUCUUCAUAAUCAAAUAAACACCAUAUGUUCACUUUACUACUAGGAAUUCACUCUGGACAAACAUUUGUUUCUCCAAAAAUAGACAUCCACUUGCAUUAAAAGUGCUUAAAGCGCUGCACUCUGUAUGCCGACAAAAUGAUGAUUAACAACAGUCGAAAUGGAACUACAUGUGUGUAUUUGUGUCUGCAAGUAUGACUGUACUUUAACGCGGCGGUCCCCGACCCCUAUUGGCGCCACGGACCGGUGUUUUCUGAAUAUAAUAAUACACGUUAAGCCAAUAACACACAUGCAUAUGAUUCUAUGUUAAAAAAAUUAUGUAAGUUAUGCAUUUUUUUCUGUGCGACCCGGUACCAAUCGAUCCCUGGACCAGUGCCGGUCCACGGCCCCGGGGGUUGGGAACCACUGCUUUGAUACACAAGCAAAGAGAUUGAAGACACUGCAAACCAAAUAUCACCUUGCACUAGUGGCUCCUAACAUUGUCCAGCAGCGCCACCAUCCCCCCCCCCCCCCGUCGACAAUUCACGGCUUCUGCUUCAAUGCUUCACUGAACUGUAUUUAAAACAUAACAAGAACAACUGUUCUCCUUGAUACAAAAAAAAAAAAAACACUGCCAACCAGUGAAGUUUCUUAAUGUGACAUAAAUCAAGAAAAAAAAUGAAAUGGAAAUGAAGUAGCUUGUUGACCCCCCCUGUAUUAGUUUGUGCCCCCUGGAAGGACCCGCCCCCCCAUUUUGGGAACCACCGCCAUCUAAGGAAUGGACCUUGCCGCAUCACAACUGCAACAGCUCUGUGCCCACUAGGAUUCCAGUACUACGUAUUGUCCAAAAACUGUAGUAAUUUAUACGCAUUUGUCGUGUUUCGGCUCGUAAAGAGCUCUUUAAUUUUGACAACAUUCCCAAAUUCCGGAAUACCUUCCAGAUUCAUUCACCCAUUCCUUUUUGCCUCUCUCCUCCUCACUGACCCCGUCUCUGACGCCCGCACGAUCUCCCCCCAUCUUUCACCACCCUCACUUUGCAAACGUCCGAGGACCGAUCAUUUACCUCGAUGCAGUUCAACUGCAAUAGCUCCGUCCCCCCUGAGGGGGCCCCACCCUCCGCUUUGAGAACCACUGCCUUACAGCUAUACAACAAACAGGUCUAAUUCAGGCGAUAUGAACUAAGCUGCACGGCAACACUAUGACUCAGGGGUUUCCAUCACUCCCAACGGUGCAAAAACUGUCGUCAUUUAGUUUCAUUUAUUUGAUGGUUUUUUUUGCCAACAUUCCCGCAUGGAAACCUGGGAAUAUUUUCACGCUUCCAUUGUCAUUCCAGUUUCAU
This is a messenger RNA of Cynoglossus semilaevis (tongue sole), 3150 nucleotides long. RefSeq names its product platelet derived growth factor d (gene pdgfd). The transcript is spliced from 7 exons. Bases 548 to 1660 code for a protein of 370 amino acids. Gene Ontology annotation, cellular component: membrane. The record is from RefSeq and is a predicted model, not a curated record. Gene Ontology annotation, molecular function: growth factor activity; platelet-derived growth factor receptor binding. Gene Ontology annotation, biological process: positive regulation of phosphatidylinositol 3-kinase/protein kinase B signal transduction; positive regulation of protein autophosphorylation; positive regulation of ERK1 and ERK2 cascade. NCBI's taxonomy places the organism in Eukaryota, Metazoa, Chordata, Actinopteri, Pleuronectiformes, Cynoglossidae.